GGAAGGCAUCAGGUGGCUAGAGAAAGAGAAAGUCCCAUCCACUAACAAAAACAAUCUGGAGGAGAAGGACGGCAGCUCUUCUGACAGUGUAAAGGAGACUCAAUCUGUUUCUUAUUCUGUGUGGAGGGGUAGCGCUUAUUAUUGUCUGUUCGGUGCACUCUGUUGCCGUUGGAGAUAAACUGGGGCAACACCUGAGAAGGAGGCGGGAACGGAACGCUGUCUUUCUGGAGAACUGAGCUGCUGUUAUCUUCCCCUGGUGGACGUAGGGGAGCGAGGGAAGAGACAGAGGCCUGGUUGGAGGGAACAUUCUGGGCUUGACUGAAAGACCUGUGCUCCAUUCUCAGCUCUGAGGUGGUUAUAUGGCCAGAAGGAAAUCCUGUAACACAUCUGAUCAACUAAAGAAUGAUAUUUUCCACACCUGUGCUGUGACCUACUACAGGACUGAAGCUACUGUAUGUGGAAGAGUCUUCUCUGGCCUAGGAGGAUUUACAAGUCACAAAGAGACCAUAUGUCAUCUGUGAUUGUAACCUAGCCACAACCAUCAGGGGAUGGCGCUGUAAGGCAGACCAUCACACACUUGCUCAUAACACAGUUAUAACAUAGUCAUACCAUUGUGACGUGACACUGAGUCAGUGUCUUGGUGAGGCUCCCAGGCCAGGCCUCUUCACGAUGCAGCAGCCGACAGGAGGAGUGGAGCAGCAGGACGAAUCUUUUGAUUUCCUGUUCAAGAUCAUCCUGAUUGGAGACUCUAACGUGGGGAAGACCUGUGUGGUCCAGAGCUUCAAGUCAGGACAGUUCUCUGAGAGGCAACAGAACACCAUAGGGGUGGACUUCACCGUGCGGACAGUGGACAUCGAGGGCAAGAAAAUUAAGAUGCAGGUAUGGGACACAGCUGGACAGGAGCGUUUCCGGACCAUCACCCAGAGUUACUACCGCAGCGCCCACGGCGCCAUGAUCGCCUAUGACAUCACACGCCGCGGAACCUUUGACUCUGUGUCCCAUUGGAUCAGAGAGGUGGAGCUGUACGGCGCGGCCAAUAUAGUGCUCUGUCUCAUUGGUAACAAGUCUGACCUGGAGUCUGAGCGUCGGGUGUUGUUCCAGGAGGCGUGCUGUAUGGCUGAGGAGAGAGGCAUCCUGGCAGCGUUAGAGACCUCAGCUAAGGAGGCUCAGAACGUGGACGAUGCCUUCAUGAUGAUGGCCCGCGAGUUGCUGGCACGCAACGGCAUGGCCGUCCAGCAACAGGCGCCUAGCAACAACGACUCGCCUCGCGUCCUGCUCCGAGCCAACUCAAGACCAAUCAACGGGCCGGCGGUGAUCGCAGACAAGAAGACGUGUUGCUAACAUACAGAGGAGGAAGGACAACAGAGGGAGUUUAAGAAUGGAUACCUGGGGGGACAUGAGUGCGUGCCACUGUUCUACCUGGAAGUGUACAGAAUAGGGCAGGGAUCAUCAACUACAUUCAGCCGCCAGACCAUUUUUUCUGGAACAGAUGGUCGAUGGGCCGGAACAUAAUUACAAAUAAUUUGUCAACUGCAAAUUGACCGCAAGAAGCCGAAACAGAUAUAGUUUGACUAAAACAUUAUUUCAAAACCUUGCUUCCAUAUGUAUCAUUCACGUGUCUCUCUAUUAUGGGUGGGAAUACUUGGGAACAGAUUUCUUAAAUUAAAAUCAC
Molecule: messenger RNA, 1672 nt
Organism: Coregonus clupeaformis (lake whitefish)
Lineage: Eukaryota; Metazoa; Chordata; Actinopteri; Salmoniformes; Salmonidae
Product: ras-related protein Rab-19-like
Exons: 3
Coding region: 670-1341 (223 amino acids)
Cellular component (GO): trans-Golgi network
Molecular function (GO): GTPase activity; GTP binding
Source: RefSeq, a predicted model, not a curated record